AUGGCGUCAGGACAACGUGAGGCGGAGAAAGCAGCGAAGGCCGAGAGAGCCGAGGCCGCGGCGAGGCUCGCGGCUGAUGACUUGAGAGACGUCAACGAAGGAGGUGUAACGUAUAAGGUGACUGAGAAGACAACAACGACAGAACAUCCUUCAACCGUGGAGGAAACCGAAAGACCCGGGAUUAUAGGGUCGGUGAUGAAGGCCGUGCAAGGAACUAAAGAUGCUGUGAUUGGUAAAAGCCACGAUGCGGCAGAGUCAACGAGAAGUGGAGCAGAGGUUGCAUCAGGAAAGGCCGGAGAGGUUAAAGACAGGACUGCGGAUAAGACAAAGGAGACAGCAGAUUACACUGCUGAGAAGGCCAAAGAGGCUAAAGACAAGACAGCGGAGAAGGCCACCGAGGCCAAAGAUAAAACAGCUCAGAAGACGAAGGAAACCGCUGAUUACACGGCGGAGAAGGCUAAGGAAGCGAAAGAUAAGACGGCUGAGAAGAUGGGUGAGUACAAAGACUACACGGCAGAUAAGGCUAGAGAGGCGGGUGAGAAGGUGGGUGAGUAUAAGGACUACACGGCGGAGAAGGCUAAAGAAGCAAAGGAUAAAACAGCUGAGAAGACUAAGGAGACGGCUGAUUACACGGCGGAUAAGGCGAGAGAGGCUAAAGAUAAGACGGCUGAGAAGUUGGGUGAGUAUAAAGACUAUACGGCGGAGAAGGCAACAGAAGGUAAAGAUGCUGGAGUGAGUAAGAUUGGUGAGCUUAAGGAUAGUGCUGUGGAUACGGCCAAGAGAGCUAUGGGUUUCUUGUCGGGGAAGACAGAAGAAACUAAACAAAAAGCCGUUGAGACCAAAGAAACUGCCAAGGAGAAAAUGAACGAGACAGGAGAAGAAGCGAGGAGGAAAAUGGAAGAGAUGAGACUUGAGGGUAAAGAACUUAAAGACGAUGCUGCUCAGAAGACCCAAGAGAGAACUGAAACAGCAGCUGAUAAAGCUCGCGACACUAAAGACUCCGUAGCUCAAAGGGGGGAAGAAGGGAGAGGUUUAAUGGGUACGUUAGGGAACAUGACAGGAGCGAUAAAGAGCAAGCUGACAGGUACAACACCCUCUGAUGAUGAGACUCGCAUGGCCAGUACUGGAGGUGAUGGCUCGGGGAGGACGACUGUGACGAUCGAUGUAGAAGAUACGAGGCCUGGACAAGUGGCGACGAAGCUGAAAGAGUCGGAUCAGAUGACUGGUCAAACAUUUAACGACGUUGGAGAGAUGGAUGAAGAUGAAAGGAAGGUGAAUGUCAGAGUGUGAGAUAAAGGGAACAUGUAAUAAAAAACUAAAACAACAACAAGGGAAGCUAUGCGGCG
Molecule: messenger RNA, 1346 nt
Organism: Eruca vesicaria subsp. sativa (arugula)
Lineage: Eukaryota; Viridiplantae; Streptophyta; Magnoliopsida; Brassicales; Brassicaceae
Source: the annotation of a GenBank genome assembly